Cooperia oncophora is the source of this 219-nucleotide messenger RNA. Lineage: Eukaryota; Metazoa; Nematoda; Chromadorea; Rhabditida; Trichostrongylidae. The record is from the annotation of a GenBank genome assembly.
AUGUCACCAUUUAAUACGUUUCCUGAAGGACAAACGAUAUCGCUAUCUGUUCAGAUUCACCUGGUGGUCACCAAUGUAAGCAUUGAGGCUGAACUAGGAUCUAUAGCACAGAUGGUCCUACCCCAUCUUAACGACGGUGAAGUGAAAUCGCCGUUAAGUAUUCAGUGGAAUUUCGUAACCGAAGGAUUGAGAGGAAUUGAUUUAUUAGAUGGACAGUGA